Molecule: messenger RNA, 767 nt
Organism: Perca flavescens (yellow perch)
Lineage: Eukaryota; Metazoa; Chordata; Actinopteri; Perciformes; Percidae
Gene: clrn3
Product: clarin 3
Exons: 3
Coding region: 72-761 (229 amino acids)
Source: RefSeq, a predicted model, not a curated record
GGCUUCAUCAGUGCUUUAGUGAAGAGACGCUGGGAUUUAGAUUUAACUAGUGCAACUAGAAUACAGCGAUAAUGCCUUCCACUAAGAAGACUCUGCAUUUUAUGUGCAGUGCGCUGGCUACUGCCUUAUCUGUUGGGGUGAUGGGGUACUGCAUGUCAACACAGUGGGCUACAAUGACCAUGGAGUGCACACAAAUUGGAAAUAGCUUCUCCGAUGGAACUGCUGUGAUCACUUUGGAGCUUUUUGUUGGGAUUUUAAACAGAAACUUUUGCCCGUCGUUUGGAGGCCAGGAUUCUUUUCAAGUGAUCCCUAAGUUGGUAGAAACAGGAGUUACCCCUGUAGUUCUGCACGCUUUGGUUUUGUGCCUGUUGGCCCUGUGUCUGCUGUUUUCUGCCUGCAGCAUCCUUAUCUCCCUCUACAACAGUGUCAGCAACCCUUAUGAGACCUACAUGGGGCCUGUUGGCAUCUACGUCUGCAGCGCGCUCAGCGCAUGUUUGUCAGUUGUGGUCCUCAUAAUAUUUGUGGUGAACGUCAGUGUGACCAGCAUGGCAGAGGAUGUGGUAAAGAAGUUUUCCCCAGAUGCGGACCUAAGAAACAAAUCUUCAGAGAUGAAGCUAGGAUAUUACCUGGUCAUCCUUUAUACAUUGCUCUCUCUUCUUGCCAUUGCUUUGAUCUACACGUACGACCAUGCAGCCUACACACACAGGAGAGAACAGCAGAGGCCUACGGAAGAUGCACCCAAGGAGAUAAUGAUGUAUUAGUGGCCU